UUCAAUACUUGGAGUAUGUACUUUACUUUCUUGGCAUUCAAUCUCCACACAAAGAACUGAUAUAUAACCAUAAUUAACGACGCGUGUACCUGAUAGUAUUGUUUAGCUUUUAUAAAGCAAUUUUUUAAAUAUAAUUUUUUAAUACCAAUGCAGUAAUACAUCUAAUAAAAUAAAUGAAUGUUUUAAACGACAUGUUUCGACGUGUCCCACGUCAUCAUCAGGCAAUAUCGCUGUGCUACUGACGUCUUAAAUACUGCCGGUCAGAUGUAAGGUGAAAACAAGCAAAUAUUAAGAUUUCGACCAAUAUCGGAUAUGGCUAUGCGAACGAUGUUUGUUCACCAGUCAAAAGAUACUAUCUUCACCACAUUGCUGCUGGUGUGCUUCAUAAGUUUGUUAUGUUUACUCUCUCUUCAAAAUACCGUUCAAAGCAGUAACAAACAGAAGGAAGAUCUGUCUGUAGACGCACUAUCAUGGAAACAUUUCAACCAUCGCGUAAAGGAACGACAUUUUGCGGAAACAUUUUUUGCACCGUCGGAAGAAAAAACAGAAAUUCGUCACACAGUGCAUCCUACUGUAAAACGUGACAAUUGUACUAUGGUAGAUCAUAUUGUAUUUGUAAAAACUCACAAGACAGCGAGUACAACCUUAGCUUCCAUUCUACAGCGAUUUGGUUUCACGAGAAAUUUAACUUUUACUCUUGGUAAACGAGGGCAUAUCUUAUCCAGUGUGAAUUUGUUCCAACGUAGCAUGAUCCCAGCUCUCCCCCAAAAAUCAAAACUUUUUGAUAAGCCCUUAAACGGUUAUCAUCUACUUACAAACCAUGUGAGGUACAACCGACCAGAAAUGGAUGCCGUAGUACGUAAUGCAAAGUACAUCACAAUAAUACGGGAGCCUGCUGCUCAUUUUGAGUCGACUUUUGGAUAUUUUGAAAUGGCAAAGCGCCUCAAAUUAACCAAUCAUAGCAACCCCAUAGAAGUCUUUAUGAAAAAUCCAAGUAAAUUCUUGGCAAAAAAGUUUUACAUGUGGCAGCGGGCUAAAAACGGUCAGUUAUAUGACCUAGGCCUAGAACACCAAGUGCACAAUGACCUUUAUCACGUGCAGUAUAAAAUCAGGCAGCUGGACUCUGAAUUUGAUUUAGUUCUCCUCUCUGAAUAUUUUGACGAGUCUUUGAUACUACUUAAGAAGUUAAUGUGCUGGAGUUUUGACGACAUCCUUUACGUGUCAAACGGCAUCCGUAGCUCUAGUCAUCGUUACGACCUCAAUGACCAGCUCCGAGCACGCAUACGCAAGUGGAAUAGCGCUGACGUCAUGAUGUACAACCAUUUCAAUAAAACAUUAUGGAGAAAAAUUAAAGAGUAUGGUGAUGGUUUUAAAUCAGAUCUGGCAGAGUUCCGUUUCAGAGAAAGAGCAGCCAUGCAGAAGUGUAUCGAUGAGCAGCGACUCAAUAGAAGUGACAGACGAGAAGAAAAAUUUGUUCUCAAGAGAAACGUGACUGGAUCUAUUUUCUGUGAAAAUAUAUUAAGAGGCGAUAUACAGUACACUAAAUUGAUUCGAAAUUUUAUGCAGUCACAAGGACUGCACCCAACAUCACCACCUAUUAAAGACAACGUCCCCAGGCAAAAAGCCUCAAGAAGUAUAUUGAAGAAUCCUCCUCAAAAUAAUGCUAAUAUAUUGCCCAAAAAAGUAAACAAAACUAAUGGUCAUAAUUGAUUCUAGGCUUAUGUAUUAAAUUAUUUAUAGUUAUUCCAAAACCACUAGACUUUCAAGCCAUCAACUACCUCUAGGCUUCAGAGAUACAUGACAAUAUUUGUCCAAUGGUAUCUUACAUUAUCGUCGGUCCUUUGUAAAAAAGCGUAAUAACUUGAUCAAUUACACGAUUGAACGAAAGUAGAAACAAGUGUGUAUCCACAUGGCUCACAAACUGAUGCUUAAAUAAUAUGUGGUAAAAUUUAUUAUCUUAAAUAUAUUGCAAGAAAAUGGUUGUGUUUUAUGUAUUACGUGAUGCAGCGCAUAUAGGCCUACUUGUUUACAUAUUAACGCGAUAGCUAACGACUAGAAGGGUGUGCGCUUGUCCGAUAAAAAGAUAAGAUAAAUAUACUGUUUUGAAAAGCGACUUUUGACUAAUUUUAAUCUCGCAUUUAAUACUUUUCAAUUUUUUGAACAAAUGUUAAAUGGUUGAACAAUUUUAAGAAUACUUAACCGGUAUUUUAAUAGAAAAUACGGUAGUGUUUUGAAUACGGCAGGGUGUUUUCCAAUAUUAUAAUCACAAAUUGCAGUAGAUCUAUUAAUAAAUUAUAUUAAAUUAUAACAAUCAAAUUGCGCAUUCAAAUAAAUACUCCAAGCUUGUCGACAGCCGUUGUUGUACACGAUAUAUUGACUGACUGCAAGUUAUUGUGUCGUCAUAUACGGUGUCAAAUUACCAUUUAUUUGGUAAUGAGGUAAUGGUGUGCUGAAUGCUGCUAUUGUUGAAAAUGAAUACUUUUGUAAAAUUAACGAUAGUGUUACUUAUAUUUAUAUAGUAUGAUAAUAAAUUUAGUUUAAAAA
Molecule: messenger RNA, 2544 nt
Organism: Anneissia japonica
Lineage: Eukaryota; Metazoa; Echinodermata; Crinoidea; Comatulida; Comatulidae
Product: galactosylceramide sulfotransferase-like
Exons: 3
Coding region: 313-1710 (465 amino acids)
Biological process (GO): glycolipid biosynthetic process
Cellular component (GO): membrane
Molecular function (GO): galactosylceramide sulfotransferase activity
Source: RefSeq, a predicted model, not a curated record